GUUCAAUUGUACUGUUUUUUUUAAAUCACAAAACGAUUUAGAUAUUUUAAAGGUUUUUAUUUUCAAAAUUCCUACCAAUUAAAUUUCUAUUAAAAUGAAGUGGUCAAAAAUACUGUUUAUAAUUGUAUUGAACUUUGCGGUUCUCAAGUGUGGAUCAGCUCAACCUUUAAUAACCGGAUAUACAUAUAACACCGAAGACAAUGAUCAAAACAUUAAUCGUAUCAGUGACUUGAAAUGCGGUUACUUGUUCAGAGGGUUAACGCAAAUGCGCCUAAUCAACCUUGUGUUUUCACCACCAGUAAGUUCACCAAGCAAAGCGUUAGAGUUGAUACGCUAUCAUAAAGAUACUGUAAAAUAUAUGAUAUCUACGUUAUAUUUGUUGGAUCGAACGAACCUUAGUACAUUGUGGCUGUUACAGUUGUAUACAAAUAUGCUACUGAAUUAUUACGAUUUUAUACUUAAACAUGUUGAAACGCCUUUGGAACAUCAUGCACCAAAAAUCAUAGAGACUCACAUGUAUGUCAUCAAAAAAAUGCAAAAGUUCGCAGGUAAUUGUCGCAAAAAUAAUAUAUAUGAUUCGGAGAGCGAGUAUGUCACAAACCCAGGACUCACGUACGAAAGCAUUUUGAAGCUCUUUGUUAGCAACGACCGUGAUUUUAUGGAAAUGAUGAAAUUGAAUAGCAAUAUAAGUAGUAUAAAUGUUGAGUUGCUCAGUGAAACGAUGAGACCUAAAAGGCUCUUGAUGAACAACCUGGGUAUAAAUGCGGAGUUCAAAACUGAUUUGAUGAUGAGGUACCAUGUGCAAGUGAACUGGGGUGAUACGUCUAAUCGGUUAUACAACGCUUAUUAUAGUGCUUACGAUAUGGACUGGACCACUAACAACCUUCGUAAGUUAGUAGCAUAUUACACAUUGCACAUAGAUUUUUUGAAAUUCAUCAUGUAUCAAUUGAUUUUGAAACAUUUUAUGGGCUCAGAAAAAAUAAAAGUCGGUCCGUUUCAUUUGUUAAUCGCGCUAGAUAAUUUCCAAAACAGAUUGAAUCUGAAUGACGAUGAGCAAAUUAACGAGUUAAAAGUAGCAAUUAACACAUAUGGCAAGAGCAAGUCAGAUAAGCAUGAAUGUUUGCUUUUCAUUAAAAGUUAUUUACAAGUAGCAAUGCAAAAGAUUUGCGAGUCCCUCGGGUGCCUUUUGAUCGAACCAAUACCUUUAAACGUUACUGAACUAUCCACUCCUAGCAAUGGACAUGAAGAGAUUUAUGUACAAUGCUUAGUGAGCGAAGUGACAAUUGUUAAAGUAGACGUUGACUACUAUUUAGAACAUCUUAAUUAUAUUUUUGCACAUGUCAGUUUUGAAGCCAUUAAAUUAAUCAUUCAGUAUAUCAGGGAAAUCAAUCAGUAAAGUUAUUUUGUCAUAAUAAUCGAAUAUAUUGAUAU
Messenger RNA from Adelges cooleyi (spruce gall adelgid), 1431 nucleotides. RefSeq lists its product as uncharacterized. Bases 95 to 1396 code for a protein of 433 amino acids. The transcript has 2 exons. The record is from RefSeq and is a predicted model, not a curated record. NCBI's taxonomy places the organism in Eukaryota, Metazoa, Arthropoda, Insecta, Hemiptera, Adelgidae.